GAGACAUCCUGAACGAGGCAGAGAGAGAGGACUGGGAUGGGAUUUGUGUUUUUGAAAUACCUGUGAUUGUUUUCUCUCAUUCACAUUUCUAAUGGGAGAUUCCUGCUGCUGAUCCUGGACCACAUCUCUGAGGGAAGCACGAGGGUCAGGCGGGAAAGAGGAGUGAAAGAGAGACAGACAGAGAGACUCAGAGGGAGUUCAGCUGCUGAAGUAAAGGCAGAGUUAUUAGGAAGCAGAAAAUGGGACCGGCUGCCACCUCGCUCGCUCUCCUGUGUUUAUACUCUCUGGGUGUGUGUGUUCCUACAGGGACGGCCGACGCUGCACCGACACAGGCUUCCCUGCCAGAGGUGAAGAAGGCGCGAGGCGACGUUCCUGAUAUUCUUCCAGAGCCUGAACCAGAGCCAACCAGUCAAUUGUCAGACUUUGAAAACUCAUACAACUAUGUCUUGUCCAGACUAGCCGGUAUGGACCAGGCGAUCCACAAGCUGAAUGUUGGUCACUACACCCUGGAUGUUAAAGUCAGCCAGUUAAUGGACCGUCUGACCAGGAUGGAUGCUAAAGUCGGGGAGCUGGAGGACCACAUCCGGGAGGUCGACCGGCACAGCAAGGAUAACCGCAAGGAGAUGGGAAGACUGGAAGGUUGCCAGAAGGGACACAGGAUGGGAUACAAAUGCUAUCUUGUGUACAAUAGCCAAGAGGACUACGCCGGAGCAGCCAGGAAGUGCCUGGAACGCGGCGGCCGCAUGGCGAUGCCCCGCGACCGCAGGGAGCAGGAGAACCUCGCCGACUACGUCAAGUCAUUCUUCCACCCGGGGAACUGGCCCGUCUGGCUCGGCGUCAACGACCUGCGAUCCGAGGGCCUGUACCUCUUCGACGACGGGUCGCGGGUCUCGUACUUCCAGUGGCGCAAACACUUCCUGUCCAGCCAGCCAGACGGAGGGAGGCGGGAGAACUGUGUGGCGAUGUCGUCGGACGAUGGCGACUGGUGGGACCACUACUGCGAUCGGACCAUGAACUAUCUGUGCGAGUUUGAUGACAGGGUGGCACUUUAAGAUGAACUCUUUUCAAGAUUUACUCUCUCACCACCUUACUUUGGCCUCCAGUUAUUGAUGAAAAAUUCAUGUAUUGCUAAGUUCUGAAAGUACUGAACACAUCAGAUUAUGUUAGUAUUAUAAAUAUUAUAUUAUUCAUGCAGCUGCGGGGAUAUGAAUGUAAACCAGUCAGGACUCUGCUGUGAUUUCACGCCUGGAAUUCUAAAUAUUUGUUCAAAGUUUCCAAAAAAGGGGAAAACAUGAAAAGCUGGAGGCCCUUUCUUCAGAAUCAGCACAUACUGAAGAUAUAAAUCAAUGUGUGUUUGGUCUUAACAGGAAUUAGCAGUGCUUCUCUGUUACUUCUGAACUUUGAAAAUAUUUAAACAAAAGUCUGGUUAAACUGCUGAUGCUUCAACAUCUCUGGCACAGAACAUUUUUAGAUCUCACUUCUGAUUUAACCCCCAAAAAUAACCCAUUAUUACUGUAUGUGAAUGUAUCCUGAGUCCUACAGUAAAACAGGAGAGUUGUACAUAAAAUGCUGAAUGUAAAUGUUUUUCAUAAAUCUUUACUAAAGGUU
Messenger RNA from Sebastes umbrosus (honeycomb rockfish), 1608 nucleotides. It is a transcript of the gene clec11a, whose product is annotated as C-type lectin domain containing 11A. The transcript is spliced from 5 exons. Lineage: Eukaryota; Metazoa; Chordata; Actinopteri; Perciformes; Sebastidae. The coding region runs from base 240 to 1052 and encodes 270 amino acids. The record is from RefSeq and is a predicted model, not a curated record.